AUGUUUCCCUCUACCCAAAUCCACACCUUAGACUGUCACUGCAUUAAAUGUCACAACAGUCAUCAGAAAUCUUCUUAUGCUGCAAAGCGUACUGAGACUCGUCGUAAUAAGAGAGCUAGAGUUGAAGCCGCAAUGAGAAACAUGGAUGUAGAUACUGAGGUAAUCCUGACCUCUCAUUCCGAUUCUGUGGAAGCAAUGGAUGGUCAGGCCAACUCACCUUUUUUGGAUGCCGCCUCAAUGUUUGACAAUGACAGAGACGACAAUGAUUUCGAUGACAAUGUUGAAGAUGAAGUCAAUGAGAUCGAGAUUGAGGACUUCAACAGUGAAGACCCUUUUGCUGCUCCUGAUAUGCCCAAAAAUGAAGUCCAUCAAUUCAUAGCCAUCUUUACGGUACUGUUUGCUUCACGUCAUGUUGUUGAUAAGGGUGCUGCUGUCUUGAUUGAGUUUAUCAACAACCUGCUGAGAAUCUACGACCAAGAUUUUCAAUUACCAACCAGUCUUGCCGGUUUACAAAAAAUGACAGGAUUUUCUGCUAUUACAAAAGGCAUCAAGAAAUUUGUGGUGUGCCAAGACUGUCAUACAGUAUAUCAGGAUAUCGUAUCUGCUCCUCCUCGAUGUGUUUCCUCAAAACUUGGUGCCAGGUCUGCAUGCAACUGUAAUUUGACGAAAUCCAUAUCUUCCGGUGCCUUGGUUGCAAAGCGUGAAUAUGUCUACCAAUCCAUUAAAAAUACAUUGAGCGUUUUCUUCCAUCGCCCUAGUUUCGAAGCCAAGAUUCUACGUGGAACGAUCAUUGAUCCCAUGCAUAAUCUUUUCCUGGGGACGUCUAAGAGAUUAAUGGAUUGGUGGAUUGAUGAGAAGACAAUUGGACCUGAAGAGUUUGCUUCGAUGGAGAAAAUUGCAGAGACAAUGGUACUGCCCAGAGAUUACACCACACUGACAACCAAAAUUGGAAAGGGCUUCAGCUACAUGAAAGCGGACGAGUGGAAAUCAUGGGUUCUGGUUAAUUCUCCUGUCUUGUUGCAUGGUAUUCUCCCUCCAUUACAAUUCAAGAACUGGAUGUAUUUCGUUGAUGCAUGCCAAUACUACGUAAAGCCCAGCAUUACUUUUGAUGAGAUCACCACUGCCCACAGCCUGUUAGAAAAGUUUUGCAAUGCAUGUAACGUAGACUAUACCGCCACUAUUCUCACCUGCAAUAUGCACCUACACCUCCAUCUUCAUGAAUGCAUUCGUGAUUUUGGACCAAAUUUCAAGACAAAUGGCAAAGACGGUUUUGAGGCGACCUACAUGAAAAAUUUUGUUCAGAAUGCGUAUAAGGGUGAUUAUAUCAAUGCUGUUCUUAAAAGUUCUAGCCAGUUCCCCUUCAUUCACACUCUGUCUAAACUUGUUACAACCUCCAUACCUGCCACCACAGUCACCACUCUCUCCAGUCGCCCAUUCAGAUUGCAAGCAUUCGGUAACGAGCCUCUUCCUCCUUCUACAUUUCCUCUAAAAUACAAAAAGCCAUUAGUAAUGGAUGAUUCCGACUAUCUCCAUUUACUUGAAUAUUACCAAGUCGCUUACAACCUCCCAGACCUUGCCAGCUAUCAGGACACGUCCUAUAAUCGCCCAGCACUUGACAAUCAAAUCAUCAAAUUGAACACAAUCAGUCACGGAUCACUUGUUCAGACAAAGUUUGUUGGUAGUAAUGGAAACAUUAUACUUGGAUUUGCUGGACAAAUUCAGUAUCUUUUUACACACUCCUUCCAACUUCCACCUAUGCACAAUCUCCAUCUGACUUGCAUGGUUCAUGAUCAUCAACAUGUAUUCGCAUUUAUCAAGUGGUUUCGUACUUCCUCUGAUAGGUCGCGUGAGGAUGAUGGUGUUGAAUUUUGUUUGCCCACGUUCUCUCCAGAUAGCUACCAUAGCAUUAUACCUGUACAUCGCAUCUUAUUAGAGGUUGCUACAGCUACUAUUGCGACAAGUAGAAAUGUUAGCAAAAUGCUGGUAAUUCCAUUGCUAAAGAAGCUAUAUGCUUAA
Molecule: messenger RNA, 2016 nt
Organism: Phycomyces blakesleeanus NRRL 1555(-)
Lineage: Eukaryota; Fungi; Mucoromycota; Mucoromycetes; Mucorales; Phycomycetaceae
Exons: 8
Coding region: 1-2016 (671 amino acids)
Source: RefSeq, a predicted model, not a curated record